AUGGUGAACUGGCUGAAUCUGAUGGUGCCGUUCGCCUACCUGGGCGUCCUGAUCGGCUCCCUGGCGACAUUUUCCUCGCUAUACCGCAAGCGCAAAGCCCAAAACGCCUCCUCCCUCGAACCCUGGUUCCCCGCCCACCUCCAACGCGACAUCUACUUCUCCCUGCUGCACCUGGACCCGCCCGCGCCGACCUCGACCUCGGGCAAGGAGAAAAAGCCCCCCGCGGUGCCGGAGUCGGUGCUCAAGGCGGCGCUGCUGCGCCGCGCCACAGAGGACAUCAAGCGGGUGAUGACGCUGCGGAGCCAGAAGCAGGCGCUGGCGAUGUUGCUGCAGCGCGGCAGCGUCGGCGACGACCUGUGGCAGCGGUUUCUGCGCGCGGAGAAGGAGAUGGAGGACGAGGUGAGGGAUGUUGUUGCUGAGGCAAACGCAUACGUCCCGAACUGGGGCCAGACGAUCUUCCAGUCCGCCAACGAGAUGAUGAACAACGUGAUCUACCGCGAGCGCAUGGAGUUCCACCAGGCCAAGGUUGCCGAGGAGAAGGAGUGGUGGGAGAAGAAGAAGGCCAGCAUCCAGGAGGGCUUUAUGAAGGAGUUGGAUGAGGAGGAGCAGGGGUCCGCGAAGAAAUCGGACGCCGCUGAGGGCGCCGCCGCUACCCCGACGACGGGGUCGUCGACGCCUGCGGUCAAGACGCCCGAGUCGUCGGCUGCGCCGUCGUUUGUCACUGGGAGCGAUGAUGAUGCGGUGUUGGUAGAGGCGGAUGAGCAGGGUGGUGCGGGGACGGGGUCGAAGAAGAAGAAGAAGGGGAAGAAAUAG
This is a messenger RNA of Aspergillus terreus NIH2624, 813 nucleotides long. RefSeq names its product Sec63 complex subunit SEC66. Gene Ontology annotation, cellular component: Sec62/Sec63 complex. NCBI's taxonomy places the organism in Eukaryota, Fungi, Ascomycota, Eurotiomycetes, Eurotiales, Aspergillaceae. The transcript has 3 exons. Bases 1 to 813 code for a protein of 270 amino acids. The record is from RefSeq and is a predicted model, not a curated record. Gene Ontology annotation, biological process: post-translational protein targeting to membrane, translocation.